This is a messenger RNA of Cetraspora pellucida, 709 nucleotides long. NCBI's taxonomy places the organism in Eukaryota, Fungi, Glomeromycota, Glomeromycetes, Diversisporales, Gigasporaceae. The record is from the annotation of a GenBank genome assembly.
CUAUGACAUCUCGUGAGGGUGAGCAUGUCGAGUCAACAAAUCCCUCAAAAGAUGAAGUUGAAGAUGGAUAUAAUUUUUUAUUAGAUAAAAUUGAUGAAUUAUUAAAUUUAGAAGAAGAAGAACAAUUUAUUAAUAAUAUCGAUAUAAAUAUCCUUAAUGACAAUAAUAUUAGUCCCUGGUUGGACAACAAUAAUAUAGAAACUAUAGAGAUUCGAGGAUUAAAUGUAGAACAACAAGAUGUCAAUGAUGAACAAGAAGUAAAAGAUGCUUUAUUUUCAACAGCAGAAGUAUUAAACCAAGAAAUUAACGUUAUAGUUGAUACAGGUUCUAAAGGAUGUAUCAUCGCUAAACAAUUCUUAGAUCGAAUGAACAAAGAUAUAGAUGCUGCAAGCAACAUUCAAGUUGUAGAUAUAAUGGGAAACAAAUCAAUACCAUUAGGAAAAGUCCUUAAUGUUCCUGUAAGGAUUGGCAAAUAUGAAAUUCUAAUCGAUAUGUUAGUUACAAAUUCUAAAGAAUAUAAUGUAGUCCUUGGAAAUGAAUAUUUAGAUAAAGUAAAAGCAACAAUCGAUUUUGCUUCUGGAAUAAUGACUAUUGGAUGGAAUGAAGAUUAUGAAAGUGUUCCUAUAACUUGUUGGGAAAAAGUUAAUGAUCCUAAAACCUUCGUCCACAUAUCCUACAAACCUCAACUUCAAUUUAAACAAGACCUAGA